ACCAGCAGAUAUAUAUAAUUUGGAUCAACCUCAGCAAAGGCAGACUGCUACAAUACCCUGAAAGACAUGGAGCAAAGCAAAGCUGUCCUGAUGGAGAGACCACCCGUCUAUUCAGAGUUGCCCAUUCCCAGCAUCCCAUGUCUUGGUGGAGUUAAGAAGCUUGUCUGCGUGGUCCUUGUGGUGGUGGUCCUUGUGCUGGUUCUGGUUGGGGUUCUGCUGAUGGGGCUACACAUGAGUCAAAAACACACAGAAACGAUUUUUCAGAUGUCUCUGCAAGAAGGAACCGGCUCUGGGAUCCAUGGGACAGGAGCGGCAACUUUUCACCUGGAUACAGGAAUCAAUUCCUCUGCCUCUGUUGUGUAUGAUUACAGCAAGCUGCUGAUUGCCACCCGCCCCCGCCCUGGACAUGCAUGCUACGUCACACCAAUGGAUCCGGAACAGGUUCAAAGCCUUGAAACCAUUGCAGAAAGUGUGCUCAGCAAGAUAACCUCUAAUGACUCCAUGAAGCUUGUGACCGACCACUCUCUGCUGGGCACAACCAUUAAAGUCCUGUGUGGAAGCCUGCCUGUUUACUGGACUUAAUAGCCUUCAACUUUACACAAAUUGAUCCUUCUGUCUUUCCCUCCUACAUAACAAUGUGAAGAGCCAUAUGCUAUAAAAACACUUCCAAUGCCUCAAACACAUAUGGAUUUUCCUCUCAAUAAAUGAUGAGGUCACCAAAUUACUUGUUCAACACAGGGAAAGUGUCAAACGUUUAUAUGUUCGCCCUGGAUUUAUAGUCAUAUUUAGAGUCAAGGCAUACAGUCAAAUUCGGGGAGAUCAGUUGCCCCGCAACAAAUCUCCUCUUCUUCGGGGCGACUAAUCUCCCUCUAAUCUGCCUCCCCUGCCUUCCCUUGCUAAAAUGUAAAUCACCGGUGGAAUGGCACUCGGCAAAAUUCAUUUUCCGAAAUCGCCCGAAGUUGCCUCACGAGGCAGGGUAGGCAGUUCAGGGGGAGAUUAGUCGCCCCCAAAGAAGAGGAGAUUUGUCGCCGGGCGACUAAUCUCCCCGACUCUGCCUGUGUGCCCUGACCCUUAGAGUUCAUCUUUUAGGAUACAGAGAUACAAGAGAUAAUAUCCUAGUCAGCACUUGAUACAGCUCUGCCUUGAGUAGGAAAUAUCAUCUUUACCCUUUUCUAUCUUGUUGUUUCCUCCAGAACCCAUCCGAAAUGCAUGACAUGGCAUCUUCACCCUUAUCAUAGCAUGUUCCUUAAUUACAGAUACAUCUUAUUGUAACAUCCAUCCUACACCCUCUGUGUAUUGUCUUUCUUACAUAGACUUGUCUCCCUGUUCCUCAAAACAGCAUACCUCCCAACUGUCCCUUUUUCGGAGGAACAGUCCCUCUUUUGACAGCUCAACCCGCAGUCCCUCAUUUGUACUGGAAAGUCCCUCUUUUCUCUGCACUGAACAGCCAGAAAAAGAAACAAAGUUUCUCACUUAAUUGGCUUUUAGCAGAGAGCCCAGAACAGCUAACAGGUGCAAAUAAGAUACUUUGUAACAAUUUUGAGACACAAAAACACAGUUUAGAUAAGGAGAAAUAUUUUCAAACUUUCAUAACCUGCCAAAUUUUGUAAAACAAACAUGGUAAUUAGGGGGUGUGGCCACAGAAAGGGGUGUGGUCAAAAAAUUGCUUCGCUACGUGCGGGGAAACAUUUUUUGUCCCUCUUUUUACUUCCAAAAUGUUGGGAGGUAUGAAACAGUUCAAGUGACAGACCCACCACUCAGAGCACUGGCAUUACCCUCUCACCAAUCCCUUUAUUCUUUCUUCUAUCCAUCCUCCUUUGUUUGUUUCUUGUCCCACUUUCAAACGCAAUUCUACAGGUUUUCUAAAAAGAUGCCUCUUAAUGCCCUCGGUAUAAUAUUAUAUAUAUGGAAUAGUUGAAGUGUACACAUGCUUUUCUUUAUAGCUGUCAUUUCUAAUGGUAUUUCAAAGGAAAUUGGUGUUUCAGAAAAUAAAGUUUCAGCAUUUA
This is a messenger RNA of Xenopus laevis (African clawed frog), 2006 nucleotides long. It is a transcript of the gene sftpc.L, whose product is annotated as surfactant, pulmonary-associated protein C L homeolog. NCBI's taxonomy places the organism in Eukaryota, Metazoa, Chordata, Amphibia, Anura, Pipidae. Bases 67 to 582 code for a protein of 171 amino acids. The record is from RefSeq and is a predicted model, not a curated record. The transcript has 5 exons. Gene Ontology annotation, biological process: respiratory gaseous exchange by respiratory system. Gene Ontology annotation, cellular component: extracellular region.